AUGUGGCGGCCCUGUUGGCAGUCACGAUGCCUUCUAUCGUCUCAUUUGGCAAGCGCUUUUGGAUUCAUUCAACUCAUCGUCGCCCGUCUGGUUCUCGGUCUUGGUUGUGGAGGUUUGGUCGCUACUGUGCCCAUUUGGCAGUCCGAAAUAUCAUCGCCUCAAAAGCGAGGAGCACAUGUGUCGACGACCGGUCUAUUUGCCGGCAUGGGUACAUCGCUUAGUCUCUUUCUCGAUCUUGGCAUGUCUUUUGCUCCUGGAAGUGUGGGAUGGCGCUUUCCCUUCGCUUUUCAGGUCCUGUUUUCUAUCGCUAUAAUCGCAGCCAUCUCGUUCAUGCCGGAGUCGCCUCGAUGGCUGAUACAACAGAAUCAUGUUGUCGAAGCCCGCGAUAUCCUUUCAGCCCUGGAAGAUGUCAAGCCCGACGACCCUAUGAUAGACGCUGAAGUUGAGGCUAUACAGUUAUCACUCAAGCUCUCUGGUGAAGGAUCUCUUUGUCAAAUCUUCCAAAUGGGACCCCAGAGAGUUUUUCAUCGAGCGAUGCUUGCCGCAGCUGUGAUGUUGUUCUUGCAACUAACUGGUAUCAAUGUCAUUACGUUUUUCACCAACACCAUAUUUGAACAAUACCUUGGGCUAGACUCCCUGACCUGCAGGAUUCUAGCAGCCUCUUAUCAACUUGUUAGUAUAAUUGGAGGUACGGUAUGCAUAUUCACCGUAGAAGCCUUCGGUCGGCGGGGCUUGCUGCUGGCCGGUGCCGCAGGUAAUGCCAUCUGCUUGGCUCUUGUAGCUGGACUGGGUUCCCAGCCGACAAACAAGAUCGCGAUGCAUGUCGCGGUUGUAUUCAUCUUUUUGUACCAUUUUACUUUUAUCAUCGGUUUUGGAGGAGUCUCUUUCCUCUAUGUCGGCGAGAUCGCGCCCUUGAAGAUGCGUGCCACUAUCAACGGUAUCAGCGUCGGCACUUUCUGGGCCUUGAAUGUCGCGAUUGCUGAAAUCACACCAAUUGCCUUCAAUGCAAUUGCAUGGCGAUUUUUCAUCGUCUUUGCCGGGUUGAAUGCCGUCAUGGUGCUACUUGUGUAUUUCUUGAUACCCGAGACCGCUGGUCGCAGUCUGGAAGAGGUGGAUCAGAUUUUUGUCUCCUCUGCUAGCAUUUGGGACUCAGUUUGGGUAGCUAAGCGCCUACCACGCUCAGUCGACAAUCUGCAGAGGACAUCGCAGUACCACCCAAAGGUUUCGCCAUAA
Penicillium daleae is the source of this 1233-nucleotide messenger RNA. RefSeq names its product sugar transporter. Gene Ontology annotation, biological process: transmembrane transport; carbohydrate transport. Gene Ontology annotation, cellular component: membrane. The coding region runs from base 1 to 1233 and encodes 410 amino acids. NCBI's taxonomy places the organism in Eukaryota, Fungi, Ascomycota, Eurotiomycetes, Eurotiales, Aspergillaceae. The transcript has 2 exons. The record is from RefSeq and is a predicted model, not a curated record. Gene Ontology annotation, molecular function: carbohydrate:proton symporter activity.